UUAACUAAUUUAUUCAAGCAGAGGGCUUUUCCCUUUUAAAAACAGCCCUUAAGAAAGGCUCCAGUUGCACUUGACCCGUCACUAAAGCAGACACAAAAUUUCUCCACUGCCGGCACAAAGAGAUUUGGAGUGAUGGCUCUUUCAAGAGCACUCAGUUUCUACAGGAGUUUUUCCACGGUUCCUUCGCAAUCACUACGUGUUUGCAUCGUGGGGAGCGGGCCUGCCGGUUUCUACACUGCCGAUAAGAUAUUGAAAGCUCAUGAAGGCGCUGAAGUUGAUAUAGUUGAUCGGUUACCUACGCCAUUUGGAUUAGUCAGGUCCGGUGUCGCUCCUGAUCAUCCUGAAACUAAGGUUGUGACAAACCAGUUUUCUCGAGUUGCUCAAAAUGGACAUUGCUCGUUCAUAGGGAAUGUGUCGCUUGGAUCCUCGAUAUCUUUGGCUGAGCUGCGUGAAUUAUAUGAUGCAGUGGUGCUUUCUUAUGGAGCUGAAAGUGAUCAAGCUCUAGGAAUACCUGGAGAAGAGUUGGCUGGGAUUUACGCUGCCAGAGAAUUUGUUUGGUGGUAUAAUGGCCACCCAGACUGCAGAAAUCUGGCACCAGAUUUGAAGAGCUCAGAUACUGCUGUUAUUAUUGGUCAGGGAAAUGUAGCUCUUGAUGUGGCGCGUAUCCUUUUACGACCAACUGCUGAAUUGGCAACAACUGAUAUCUCCUGCCAUGCUUUGGCAGCUUUAGGCGAGAGCUCCAUCAGAAAGGUGUAUUUGGUUGGAAGACGUGGACCAGCACAAGCAGCCUUCACGGCGAAAGAGCUGCGUGAAGUUCUACGUAUCAAGGAUCUAUCCAUUGAAAUUCGGCAAGAAGAUUUAAGUAAAACGCCGGCAGAUGAGGAAGAACUGAAGAAUAACCGUAUUAAAAGGAGAAUUCAUGAACUGCUAUCUAAGGCCGCUACUCCGGCAACUUCCAUAUGCAGUCCAGGUCAAAAAGAACUGCACUUUGUUUUCUUCAGGAAACCAGACAGGUUUCUGGAAUCAGAUUGUAGAAAUGGUUAUAUUGCUGGUUUGCGCAUGGAGAGGACUAUUCUUAAAGAAGAUGUUGGAUCUGGGAAACAGAUUGCAGUUGGUACUGGACUUUUUGCUGAAAUGGAAUGCGGGCUGGUAUUGAAGAGCGUUGGUUACAAGUCGAUACCUGUUGAUGGCUUGCCUUUUGAUCACCAUAAAGGAGUUGUUCCAAAUGUUCAAGGACGCGUGUUAAGCGAAGCUUAUGGAGACGCACAAGUCGAGAAAGGCUUGUAUGUAUGUGGGUGGUUGAAGAGAGGACCAACUGGGAUAAUUGCUACAAAUCUUUACUGCGCUGAAGAAACUGUUGCUAGCAUAUCAGAAGAUGUAUUGAGAGGAGCAGUAACAUCAAGAUCUGGCUUAUCGAAGCCUGGCAGAGAGGGCCUCCUCCAAUUGCUAGAUAGCAGGAAUGUGAAAGUUGUUACAUUUGGUGGCUGGGAAAAGAUCGAUAAUGAAGAGAAAAGGAGAGGGAGUCUGAAAAACAAACCCAGGGAAAAACUUACCACUUGGCAGGAUUUACUAGAAGUUGCCACCAAGUGAUAAAAAUGUUUCCAGGAGGACAGAUUUCUUCUCACAUAUGGUCGUUUCAUUGUAAAACUUGACCUCGAUAACUCUUUCAGCUAAGUUGCAUUUUGAUUGGCCCUUGGCAUAUAGAAGAUUGACAGUGCAUUCUAAGGAAACAUGAGAAUAAUCAGUUCCCAGCCUAUUGACUCUGUUUUGAGCCCUUCUGGUCCUGAAGCCGAUACUGACUAACCAGGUUGAGGCAGAUGACGAGUUUUGUGCUGUUGUAACACAGCCAUCAUUUGGAGUUGAGCACUGUAGCUGUAUUGAAGGCUCAGCAUAUGCAUUUUUCAUUUGUCCUAGUGUGCUUUUGACCAAAUGGAAUCCAUUUCAGUUGAGGGUAUUGCAAGGAUAGAACGAUCCAAAGUCCAAACCCACUUGUUUUUGCAUCGCUUCCUCCAAUUUUUAGUAUUAUAUAACUAAAGUACUACAAUUUCUCUGGUGUGGCAGUUGCCCAGAAAUUGCUUGAAAAUCAAGGAGAUGGAUGAAUGCAACUUCUGUGAAAUGCCGUAGCAGUUAGCUAUUCAUGUAUCGAACUAUGAGAACUAGACCAUUGUUAGGAAUGUCCCUGUAACUCUAGAUUUAUUUAUUUUCUACCUAAUAUUUUUUGAUUAUUUUUUUGGGAACGUAUCUUUUUCGAA
Molecule: messenger RNA, 2252 nt
Organism: Capsicum annuum
Lineage: Eukaryota; Viridiplantae; Streptophyta; Magnoliopsida; Solanales; Solanaceae
Product: NADPH:adrenodoxin oxidoreductase, mitochondrial
Exons: 13
Coding region: 133-1590 (485 amino acids)
Molecular function (GO): oxidoreductase activity
Source: RefSeq, a predicted model, not a curated record